Molecule: messenger RNA, 5418 nt
Organism: Sclerotinia sclerotiorum 1980 UF-70
Lineage: Eukaryota; Fungi; Ascomycota; Leotiomycetes; Helotiales; Sclerotiniaceae
Exons: 2
Coding region: 1-5418 (1805 amino acids)
Molecular function (GO): DNA binding; TBP-class protein binding; ATP binding
Source: RefSeq, a predicted model, not a curated record
AUGGUGAGGACGAUUCAGCAAAGAAGGAGGAAUCUGGGAAUCAAGAAGGAAGAACCUGUAGAGCCAACACCACUUGCUGAAGGACAACUAAGUCUUGGUACUCUCGAUAUUGUAUCCAUACUCAAACAUGGAAAGGAGCUUGUUCGUGGUGGAGAUAGAGGUCAUGAUUGGGCUCUCGCUUCUCUGGACCCUGCCCAACGACUUGCUCAUCAAAAGAAAACACUUGCUGGGCGACUUGGUCUUCUUGGUCCGUAUGCCGAAGAGGAACUCGAAUACGAAAUUCCAACUACCAACCAAAAUGGAUCCGGCACCCCAUUAGCACGUGAGGAUUCAAAUGGCUUCUCACGACAGGACAACAAUAAAGGCACAUCUACACCCUCGGAAGAAAGCGGACUGAGCGCGAGACAAUUGAAUCAACUAAAACGGAAGCGAAAACGAGAAGCUAUGUCUGCUGGUAACAAAAGUAGACUGGUAGAUCUUUCAGUACGGCGUACAAAUCCUUCAAGCGAAGGAGAUACUUCAAUGCCAGAUGCUGGCAGUGAAGAUUCUAAAAAUCCCAUGGCUGAUUAUUUUACCAUGGAAAGACCUUCCGAGGUAGAUGAAGAUUCAAAGGUCGUUUCUGAAUUCAAGGGUCCAGUCAUGUCAAUCAAAUCCGAACUUGAAACUGAGGGUGAACAAGAGGGAUUAGAAUGGCCCUAUGAGCGCUUAUGUGAGUUCCUUGUGGUCGAUUUGUUCGAUCCUCAAUGGGAAACCCGACAUGGUGCUGCAAUGGGCUUAAGAGAUAUUAUACGUGUUCACGGAGCUGGUGCCGGAAGACAGCAGGGAAAGACUCGUGCUGAAAAUGAUAUGCUCAACCAACGUUGGCUCGACGAUUUGGCUUGCCGAUUGUGUUGCGUUUUCAUAUUAGAUCGUUUCGGGGACUACGUUUCAGAUACUGUUGUCGCACCCAUCCGAGAAACAGUUGGUCAGACCUUGGGUGCUCUACUCAUUCACCUUCCACUUCCGGUCGUUUAUUCCGUUCAUCAUAUUUUGUACCGUCUCGUUAUGCAAAAUGAUAUCGAGCUUGAUAAACCAGGUUGGGCUAUUUGUCAUGGUGGUAUGAUUGGCCUCCGGUACCUGGUCGCAGUUCGAAAUGAUUUGUUACUGAAAGAUAACGAUCUAAUCGAUGGAGUUAUACGAGCCGUGAUGAAAGGUUUAGGUGACUGGGAUGACGAUGUUCGUUCUGUCAGCGCCGCGACUCUUAUUCCAAUUGCAAAGGAGUUUGUCAACUUACGACCUGAAGCACUGGAUGGUUUGAUUAACAUUGUUUGGGAAUGUCUCUCGAAUCUUGGUGAUGAUUUGAGUGCUAGCACAGGACAAAUCAUGGAUUUGUUGGCAAAACUGUGCAGUUUCCCUGAAGUAUUGGAAGCCAUGAAAAAGAAUGCCUCUCGAGAUGCAGAACAAUCCUUUGGUAAUUUGGUACCGAGAUUAUAUCCAUUCCUUCGACAUACCAUCACAUCUGUCCGUUCGGCAGUUCUUCGGGCUCUGUUGACAUUUGUUGGCAUUGAAGGCGAGGGUACCAGAGAUUGGAUGGAUGGAAAAAUUCUUCGAUUGAUCUACCAAAAUAUAUUGGUUGAGAGGAAUCAAGAUACUUUGAAUCUAUCACUUCAAGUAUGGAAAGCACUAGUAACUUUCCUCGCACGCGAUCCAGAACAUUUAUCUGCCGAGUUCUCUGCACAUAUUGAUCCUCUCAUGCAACUUACACUGCAUCCUAUUGGUGUAUCUCGACAUCCACUACCUAUGAACGCCACCCUUUUCCAAAGACCAUCUGGUAAUUCGUACUCCCUACCAAGUGGUACCGUAAGCCACGCUCGUCCAAACACUCCAUCGGGCCCCGAGCCUCCAACGAAAAAGCGUCGCAAGACUGCAAAGGUAGUUGAACCUACUCCUUCAUCAUCAUCACAUGACGUCGAUGGUCCAAUGAUGCAAGGUGAUGUGGAUCUAGUCGGCAUGGAUAUAUUAAUUAGAUCUCGUGCCUCGGCUGCAAAAGCAAUGGGUCUUAUUAUGUCUCUUGUUCCAGCGCCUGUCCUCGAAGCGUACGACGCCAGCAUUAUCCCAGGAAUGAGCUCAGCUUUCUCUUCUACUCAACUAACGGCAUCACUUAUCAUCGACGAAUACGCAAAGAAUUGUAUUUCAAAGACUCACGCUUUACGCUUCGAGGCACCACUUACAAAGAUUCUCGAGGCCGAACGUCCCCUCACUUAUCGAGAUUUGGUUAGCUACACACAUUUGGUCCGAACUCAAUGCUCGCAGCUCCUAAAUACCUUUCGGGAUGUUGGCAAGAUUUCUCAAGGACGUCUACCGGUACUUGCUGUUGUCGUAGCUGGUGAAGGUGAAGCUGGUCCAGAUGCUUUCUCUAUUGUGACAGCCGAUAAAUGUGUUUCCGAGGAUUUUGAUCGCUUAAAGAAAGUUCUUGCUCCUGGCCAGCGUAUGAUUGCGACUCAAGCCCUCUCCGAAGCACGUCAAAAUGUUAUCGAAGUCAUUAACAAUGCUAAGAGCAUCAAAGAGCAACGAGAUACACGUAUCAAGGCCGCUGCUGCAAGUGCUUUGGUCGCGAUGAAGGUUUCACCCAAAAAGCCAUCUCAUAUCAUCAAGGCUAUGAUGGAUAGUAUCAAAAAAGAGGAAACCUUGGAAUUGCAACAACGAUCUGCCUUCUCUAUCGCUCGACUAAUUGAGAUUUUUGCAGAAGGUGGGCGCACAGGACCAGCGCAGAAAGUGGUAUCGAAUUUGGUCAAGUUCACGUGUAUGGAAACCUCAGAGACACCUGAAUUCGCGCCAAAUGCACAUCUCACGACUGCCAUUUUAUCACUUCGAAAAGAAGAAGAUCGUAGAGAUCAUCCAGAUGCAGCAAAAUUUGCUCGAGAAGCCAAAGAAGCUAGAAUAACUAGAAGAGGUGCCAAGGAAGCUUUAGAACAACUUUCCGGGAUAUUUGGACCAGACUUGUUAAGCAGAGUCCCCACACUCAGAGCUCUAAUGGAACAACCACUACAACAUGCAUUUGGUGGUACACUCCCACGUGACUGCAUAGAUCCCGCACAAUCAUUUGGACAAGAAGCGAUUGACGGCAUGUCAGUAAUUCGUGCUUUGACACCCACGUUGGACAAAUCAUUAUAUCCCUUCGUCAUGGAGUUACUUCCUCUUGUUGUCACAGCUCUACACUCUGAACUUUCAGUCUUCCGUUACAUGGCAGCCAAAUGUCUUGCAACAGUUUGCAGUGUUAUCACUGUAGAAGCUAUGACAUUACUUGUGGAGAAGGUUUUACCUUCUAUCAGCAAUCCACUCGAUCUCAACUUCCGUCAAGGUGUAAUUGAAUCGAUUUAUCAUCUUAUUGCUGUUAUGGGUGAUAGUAUUCUACCAUAUGUGAUUUUCCUCAUCGUCCCUGUUCUUGGACGAAUGAGUGAUUCAGAUACUGAUGUACGAGUCCUCGCUACAACUUCUUUCGCAACUCUAGUCAAGCUCGUUCCACUGGAAGCAGGUAUACCGGAUCCUCCUGGAUUAUCACAAGAAUUAUUACAAGGGAGAGAUCGUGAACGUACCUUCAUUGGUCAACUUUUAGAUCCUCAUAAGGUUGAAGAAUUCAAAAUUCCAGUUGCUAUCAAAGCGGAACUUCGCUCUUAUCAACAAGAAGGUGUUAAUUGGCUGAACUUUUUGAACAAAUAUCACCUUCAUGGAAUCCUCUGUGAUGAUAUGGGCCUUGGGAAAACAUUACAGACAUUAUGUAUUGUUGCUAGUGAUCAUCAUCUUAGAGCUGAGGAGUUUGCAAAGACAGGAGCCCCAGAUUCCAGGCGGAUGCCAUCUCUCAUCAUUUGUCCUCCUACACUUUCCGGUCAUUGGCAACAAGAGAUUAAAACAUAUGCUCCUUUCCUAACUUGUACCGCUUAUGUUGGACCUCCGGCUGAUCGAGCUCGUUUCAGAGAACAACUCGGCCAAACUGAUAUCGUCAUUACAUCAUACGAAAUUUGUCGUAAUGAUGUUGACGUUUUGUCGCCACUCAAUUGGAAUUAUUGCGUUUUGGAUGAAGGUCAUUUAAUCAAAAAUCCUCGAGCGAAAACUACCAUCGCAGUCAAACGCCUACUUAGUAACCAUCGACUUAUUCUUUCUGGUACACCAAUUCAAAAUAAUGUCCUGGAACUUUGGUCUCUCUUCGAUUUCCUCAUGCCAGGUUUCCUUGGAGCUGAAAAGGUCUUCUUAGAUCGUUUUGCUAAACCUAUUGCCGCCAGUCGUUUCAGUAAAUCUUCUUCAAAAGAACAAGAAGCUGGUGCUCUAGCCAUUGAAGCUCUACAUAAACAAGUACUACCGUUCCUUCUUCGUCGUCUUAAAGAAGAGGUUUUGGAUGAUUUACCACCCAAGAUCUUGCAAAACUACUAUUGUGAUCUUAGUGAUCUACAGAAGAAGCUUUUCGAGGAUUUCACCAAGAAAGAAGGCAAGACGCUAGCCGAAAAGGCUUCAUCUGGUGACAAAGAAGCAAAACAACACAUCUUUCAAGCUUUACAAUAUAUGCGCAAGCUUUGUAAUUCUCCUGCACUCGUUAUGAAAGAAGGUCAUAAGCAAUAUGAAGAUACUCAACGUCUCCUUGCCAAACAAGGAACUAGUCUUCGAGAUCCAAUUCACGCACCAAAAUUAACAGCUUUAAGAGAUCUACUAGUUGAUUGUGGUAUUGGUACUGAACCUUCAUCCGAAAAUGAGAUUACAACCGAAACCUCUUUCGUCUCCCCUCAUCGUGCUUUAGUCUUCUGUCAAAUGAAGGAAAUGUUAGACAUGGUACAAAAUGAUGUUCUGAAGAAGAUGUUACCAUCAGUACAAUUCUUACGUAUGGAUGGAUCAGUUGAUGCCAAUAAACGUCAAGAUAUCGUCAAUAAAUUCAACUCCGAUCCUUCAUAUGAUGUUUUACUUCUUACGACAAGUGUUGGAGGUUUGGGACUUAAUUUGACUGGUGCCGAUACUGUUAUCUUUGUGGAACAUGAUUGGAAUCCUCAAAAAGAUUUACAAGCUAUGGAUAGAGCUCAUAGAAUUGGUCAAAAGAAGGUUGUAAAUGUUUAUCGAUUGAUUACUAGGGGGACUUUGGAAGAAAAGAUUUUGAGUCUUCAAAGAUUCAAAAUCGAUGUAGCAUCCACGGUAGUCAAUCAACAAAACGCAGGUUUAGGUACAAUGGAAACCGAUCAAAUCCUCGACCUCUUUAAUCUAGGCGAUACAUCAGAAGUUCCACUAGCAGCAGAUAGUAGUAUCCAAGCCGAAAGAGAAGAAGACAUGGUAGACGCAACGGGAGAAGUGAGAGAAAAGGGAAAGAAAGGCUGGUUAGAUGAUCUAGGUGAAUUAUGGGAUGGGAAGGAAUAUGAGGAAAGUUUCGAUCUAGAGGGUUUCUUGAAAACUAUGAAAUAG